Teleopsis dalmanni is the source of this 1454-nucleotide messenger RNA. Its product is annotated as POC1 centriolar protein homolog. Gene Ontology annotation, biological process: cilium assembly. Gene Ontology annotation, molecular function: protein binding. Lineage: Eukaryota; Metazoa; Arthropoda; Insecta; Diptera; Diopsidae. The record is from RefSeq and is a predicted model, not a curated record. Bases 146 to 1252 code for a protein of 368 amino acids. Gene Ontology annotation, cellular component: centriole; ciliary basal body. The transcript has 4 exons.
AAUUUAUGCAACCCUGAAGAAUAGAGACAGGGUUGGUUAAAAGCGCAAAAUAUUUUAGUUCAAACCAAACACAAACAGAAAACGUCAGACAAUUUACAUACCGACAAAAACAAUUUAUUUUUAACUAUCCUAGUUUUAAAUAACUAUGGCCGCUAAUACUGGGACCUACUUAGAACCUAUUUUGCAAAGACAUUUCACUGGUCACAUUGGCGCAAUAUCAUCAAUACGAUUUAAUAUAAAUGGCGAUCAAAUUGCUACUGCUUCAACAGAUGCCUCAGUGAUAUUAUGGGACUUGAAACAAGCAGCUCGUUGUAUACGAUUCGGUGUACACACUGGACCUGUCCAUGGAGUAAGUUGGUCUUCAAACCUUAUCGCUUCUACAGGCCAGGAUCGUACGGUGAAAAUAUGGGAACCAAAAAUACGUGGCGUGUCUUGUGAAUUUAUCGCACACUGUAAAACUGUGCGAAGUGUUGAUUUUGAUCCAACAGGAAUGAUGCUUAUAACGGCUUCAGAUGAUAAAUCCGUUAAGUUGUGGAAGGUUGCACAGCGAAAAUUUCUUACAUCUUUUGCAUAUCAUACAAACUGGGUACGUUCUGCCAAGUUUAGUCCAAAUGGAAAGUUGAUAGCUUCUUGUUCUGAUGAUAAAACUUUACGCAUAUUUGAUGUAAACUCUGGUCAGUGUAUACGCACAUUCACAGAAGAACGUGGAAUGGGACGUCAGGUGGCAUGGCAUCCAACUGGUAAUGUCGUAGCAGUGGCUCUUUCUUGUAAUAGAGUAAAAUUAUUUGAUAUUGCUGAAACUGAAUUAAUUCAGUUAUAUCAAGUUCACUCAGCUCCUGUUAAUGAUUUAUCAUUUCAUCCAAACGGAAACUUUAUGCUUACUGGUAGUGAUGAUGAGACUAUAAAAGUCCUUGAUUUACUAGAAGGACGUCCCAUAUAUACUUUAACUGGACACGUUGGACCAGUAAGCGCAGUUUCUUUUUCAUCUGAUGGUAGUAUAUUUUCUUCUGCUGGCAGAGAUAGAAAGUUGUUAGUGUGGAAAUCAAAUCUCCAUACAUUUGAUUUUUCACAAUUUCAAGCAAAAGUCAAUGAAACCACAUGUAGCAAAAACGCGCUUAACACAUCGGCAUCUGAUCAAAGCAUUUUGAUUGAUCCACGCGGUACCAACACUUACAAUGAGCAAGAUGAAAAUUUGCAGGUGCUUGAUGGUAUAAAUACUGAAAAACCACACGAUAAUGAUGGUAUCCGAUAGCAAUUUACAAUUUGAAUCAUUCCGUAAUGUAGACAUAACUGACAAUAAUUCAAACCAUUGCAUCUGCUAUUCUAGCAUUUGCGAAUCGAUCAGUCAGUUGCAAAUAAAACUGACUACUUUGAACAAACAGCUUUCAGAUGUAUUUGAACUGCUUAAACAUUUGAAUGCAAGACUCGAUUCAAUAGAAAACAAGAUUUAAAUU